AGCUUCGCCUUCUUUCAGAAUACGCUCUCUUUGUUUCUGUUCUUAUUUCUUAAGACUUCAAUCCUUCAUUUUGACUAUAAUACUCUCAUCCCUAGACCCAUUCUUUUGUUCAGACCAACAAUUCCUAAUAUCCACUCCAACUUCAACUCCAAACCUCAACUUCGAGUCCCUCAUUCUAUCAAAAUGUCCCGCUACGGAGCCCUCGGCGCAACAUUCUAUAUAUCCCGCCUCUUCCAAGCCUGCUCCCUAAUCGCCAUAAUCGGCAUGACAGCAAACUUCAUCUCAGUCAUCGUCUCGACAAACGCCACACCACCAAACAUAGUAAUCGGUACAAUCAGCGUGACCUGCAUCGCUGCGAUAUACUGCAUAAUAACAACAAUCCUCUUCAGAGACGACAUCCUCCCCUUCCUCCCAAGCGCAGCCCUAGACUGCCUCCUCCUAAUCGCAUUGAUCGUCGUGGCAGUGAUAAUCGGCAAACCACUCUCAUACCUAAAAUGCACGACACUAGCCGAACUAGGCGAGAAAGACGCAACAGCCUACUCCUUUGCGUCGCGGUUAUCGAGUUAUCUGGCUCAUAUUAGUGGGAAGGUCGACUACGUUUCUUGGAUUGGGGCUAGUAAGGCGAUUUGUCUUGAGAUGAAAGCGAUUUGGGGGUUGAGUAUUGCGCUUUGUAUUUUGUUUUUCUUUUCGACUAUUUGUUCUGUUUGUUUGUGGCAGCAGAAGAAGAAGGCUCUCGCUGAGAAGGCUGUUGAGUGAUCUUGUGAAUCCGUGGGCAUGCU
Penicillium canescens is the source of this 779-nucleotide messenger RNA. RefSeq lists its product as uncharacterized. The record is from RefSeq and is a predicted model, not a curated record. Bases 184 to 756 code for a protein of 190 amino acids. NCBI's taxonomy places the organism in Eukaryota, Fungi, Ascomycota, Eurotiomycetes, Eurotiales, Aspergillaceae. The transcript has 3 exons.